This is a messenger RNA of Numida meleagris (helmeted guineafowl), 4967 nucleotides long. RefSeq names its product splicing factor 3b subunit 1 (gene SF3B1). Lineage: Eukaryota; Metazoa; Chordata; Aves; Galliformes; Numididae. Gene Ontology annotation, biological process: spliceosomal complex assembly. The record is from RefSeq and is a predicted model, not a curated record. Gene Ontology annotation, molecular function: mRNA binding. Bases 1497 to 4967 code for a protein of 1156 amino acids. The transcript has 22 exons. Gene Ontology annotation, cellular component: catalytic step 2 spliceosome; U2 snRNP; U12-type spliceosomal complex.
AAAUCUGUUGUCUUAAACUGUCUUUAGCCCUUUGAUUUCUGUUGGCAUGCUUAUAAACUUAGUUUUGUUUUAAACAUCCCCUUUGUGUAGAGGUUGGGUUGAAAACCUAGAUGCCAUAUUCUUCAUCUUUAUAAUACAAGUUUUCUUUCCAGGUAGAAGGACAAGAAAAUAAUGAGCCAUUGCCAUAGAAACACAAAGGGUUAAAGGUUUCUCUUUUCUUUUUGUUUUGGGUUGUGCAUUAUACUUGAACAACUUGUGUAUUGAGUGCUCAGUCUUUCAGUACCUUGAAAGCUUUCGUUCCAAGUCAUAGAUUAACAGGGCUAUUGCUUUUGAAAUGCUAGUUCUCAAAAUAGAGCACCUGAUUCUUGCCAUCUUACGUAAACUUAGGUGGUAUAGCUAAAAGAAAAAAGAGCCUAUAUAAGACUUUGAUACUAUUAAUAGUUCAAGUCUGUUCAGAUAAUUUUAGAAUGUGAGUGAGGAAGAGGGGUAUAGUGGGUCUGAUGAAAAAUUUCUUGAGGCGAGCAAGUUUCACUUGUGGAAGUGAGGUGCCUGUUGGCUUAAAAUCAACAGCUGUUUUGCAGGUUUUACAAAUUAGAAUUGCAGCCUGCAUGAAUUACUAGGGAUAUUACUUAUUUUACUUGCUUAAUUGUAAUUUAUAUAAACAUGUAUUGUCAGAAUUCACAGGCCCAUACUAACUGUCCUUAAUUUCUUUCCUACAGCAGUACUGCUAUAUGCCAGUCCUGUCUGCAUUCUUAAGGGUGCAGUUCAACACAUCCUGUGUAGAUUAUGGUGAAAAAGUAUUCCAAAGGAAAGUCCUAUCAAAGCUAGUGUCAGAGUGACACAGCCAAUUGGGCAGUGAUCUUCAGCAUAGAAAUGUUUAAGAAUUUUAUUUUUUUCCUAAAUUAUAAUGCUAUACCACUUGUAUAGCAAAUCUGCACAUUCUUUUUUAAUUAAUAGCAUUUUUCUUGACAAGUCUUAAUUUUUAUGAAGUUGGGCUUCUUGUAAAGUAUGUAAAAGUUAAAUUUUAACUCAAGAUACAGAGCAUAAAACAACAAAUGGUACACAAAACCCAUUACCUGUGAGUAUCGUUGUGGUGGUAUAUGUACUGUAUUACAUUCAGAUCCCAAUCGCAAUUGUUCUUUGAAAAGAGGGGGAAGGUGCUAUCAGUUUCCUGGGAUUUUUUGCUUUUUUAAAUGAAGCCCUUUUACGUUAUGACACUGGAAGAUCUGGGAGAUGUGUCCAGAUUUGUCAAACUUGUAAAUGGGUCCUUACGAUAAAGCAUUUUAAACAUUACUUAGGUAUGCAAUAGUUGUUUAUAGUCAGAUAACUACUAGGAUUUAACAGCUUGCACAAGGUAAUGUUUUGAAUAUAAAUAUCUUUCCAAAGUGUUACUAAUGGUAAAGAGAUAAUUUUCUAGGCUUCUAUUCUGCUGCUUGAAGUCAGAACUGCUGAUGGAGACAAAGGCACGAAAGUGAGGGAAGACACCAGACCCUAAAAUGAAUGCCAGAACAUACAUGGAUGUUAUGCGUGAACAGCAUUUAACAAAGGAAGAGAGGGAAAUUAGGCAACAGCUAGCUGAAAAAGCUAAAGCUGGAGAGCUUAAAGUCGUCAAUGGAGCCGCAUCUCAGCCACCUUCAAAACGCAAGCGGCGUUGGGAUCAGACAGCUGAUCAGACUCCUGGUGCGACACCUAAAAAGUUAUCCAGUUGGGAUCAAGCAGAGACUCCUGGACAUACACCAUCUCUGCGAUGGGAUGAAACUCCAGGCCGUGCAAAGGGUAGCGAAACUCCUGGUGCCACCCCUGGCUCAAAGAUCUGGGAUCCCACUCCCAGUCACACGCCGGCAGGAGCUGCAACACCUGGACGAGACACACCCGGUCAUGCAACACCAGGCCACGGAGGUGCCACGUCCAGUGCACGUAAAAACCGAUGGGAUGAAACACCUAAAACAGAAAGAGAUACUCCGGGACAUGGCAGUGGAUGGGCUGAGACUCCUCGUACAGAUAGAGGUGGUGAUUCCAUUGGUGAGACACCGACCCCAGGAGCAAGUAAAAGAAAGUCACGAUGGGAUGAAACACCUGCUAGCCAGAUGGGUGGCAGCACUCCUGUUCUGACACCUGGCAAAACACCCAUUGGUACACCAGCUAUGAACAUGGCAACUCCUACGCCGGGUCAUAUCAUGAGCAUGACUCCUGAACAGCUGCAGGCUUGGCGUUGGGAGAGGGAAAUUGAUGAGAGAAACAGACCACUUUCUGAUGAAGAAUUGGAUGCUAUGUUCCCAGAAGGAUAUAAGGUUCUUCCCCCACCAGCUGGUUACGUACCUAUUCGUACUCCGGCGCGUAAACUUACAGCGACUCCCACACCUUUGGGCGGUAUGACCGGAUUCCACAUGCAGACAGAGGACCGCACCAUGAAGAGUGUCAAUGACCAGCCUUCUGGCAAUCUUCCAUUCCUAAAGCCAGAUGAUAUCCAGUACUUUGAUAAGCUGCUGGUUGAUGUUGAUGAAUCGACUCUGAGUCCUGAAGAGCAGAAGGAGAGGAAGAUAAUGAAAUUACUUUUGAAAAUAAAGAAUGGCACACCGCCCAUGAGAAAGGCUGCAUUGAGACAAAUUACUGAUAAAGCUCGGGAAUUUGGAGCUGGGCCACUGUUUAAUCAGAUUCUACCUUUGCUGAUGUCACCGACGCUCGAGGAUCAGGAGCGCCACUUACUUGUCAAAGUCAUAGACAGAAUUCUGUACAAACUGGAUGACCUGGUCCGGCCAUAUGUACAUAAGAUCCUUGUUGUCAUUGAACCACUGCUGAUUGAUGAAGACUAUUAUGCCAGAGUGGAAGGCAGAGAAAUUAUUUCAAACUUGGCUAAGGCUGCUGGUUUGGCAACAAUGAUUUCUACGAUGCGACCUGAUAUUGAUAACAUGGAUGAAUAUGUCCGAAAUACCACAGCUCGAGCCUUUGCUGUUGUUGCCUCUGCUUUGGGCAUUCCUUCUCUGUUGCCGUUCUUGAAAGCUGUCUGUAAAAGCAAGAAGUCCUGGCAGGCGAGGCAUACUGGCAUCAAGAUUGUGCAGCAAAUUGCUAUUCUGAUGGGUUGUGCUAUCUUGCCUCAUCUCAGGAGCUUGGUUGAAAUUAUUGAGCAUGGUCUUGUGGAUGAGCAGCAGAAGGUUCGUACCAUCAGUGCUUUGGCUAUUGCCGCUUUAGCUGAGGCAGCUACUCCCUAUGGUAUCGAGUCAUUUGAUUCUGUUCUGAAGCCCUUAUGGAAGGGUAUACGUCAACACAGAGGAAAGGGCUUGGCUGCCUUUUUGAAGGCUAUUGGUUAUCUGAUUCCACUCAUGGAUGCUGAGUAUGCGAACUAUUAUACCAGAGAAGUCAUGUUAAUUCUUAUCAGAGAGUUCCAGUCUCCUGAUGAAGAGAUGAAAAAAAUUGUUUUGAAGGUGGUAAAGCAAUGUUGUGGUACGGAUGGUGUUGAAGCAAACUACAUUAAAACAGAGAUCUUGCCACCAUUUUUCAAACACUUCUGGCAACACAGAAUGGCAUUGGACAGGAGAAAUUACAGACAGUUGGUGGACACAACAGUGGAGCUGGCAAAUAAAGUUGGAGCAGCAGAAAUUAUUUCUAGAAUUGUGGAUGAUCUGAAGGAUGAGGCUGAACAGUACAGAAAAAUGGUCAUGGAAACAAUUGAGAAGAUAAUGGGAAACCUGGGUGCGGCAGACAUUGAUCAUAAGCUAGAGGAACAACUUAUUGAUGGCAUCUUGUAUGCCUUUCAAGAACAGACCACAGAGGAUUCUGUGAUGCUGAAUGGCUUUGGCACAGUGGUUAAUGCUCUUGGCAAAAGAGUUAAGCCCUACUUGCCACAGAUCUGCGGUACGGUUCUGUGGCGUUUGAACAACAAGUCGGCUAAAGUGCGGCAGCAGGCUGCUGACCUCAUCUCUCGUACCGCAGUUGUCAUGAAGACUUGUCAAGAGGAAAAACUGAUGGGACAUCUGGGUGUUGUGUUGUAUGAGUACCUCGGUGAAGAAUAUCCUGAAGUACUGGGCAGCAUACUUGGAGCGCUUAAGGCUAUUGUUAAUGUCAUAGGUAUGCACAAGAUGACACCGCCUAUCAAAGAUCUGCUGCCGCGGCUUACGCCUAUUCUGAAGAACAGGCAUGAGAAAGUACAGGAGAAUUGUAUCGAUCUUGUUGGGCGCAUUGCAGACAGAGGUGCAGAAUAUGUUUCUGCAAGAGAAUGGAUGAGGAUCUGCUUUGAGCUGCUUGAGUUACUAAAAGCUCACAAGAAAGCGAUUCGAAGAGCCACAGUAAAUACUUUUGGAUAUAUUGCAAAAGCUAUUGGACCUCACGAUGUCUUGGCUACUCUGUUGAAUAACUUGAAAGUACAGGAAAGGCAGAACAGAGUAUGUACUACAGUAGCAAUUGCUAUUGUAGCUGAAACAUGCUCACCGUUCACAGUGCUGCCUGCGCUCAUGAAUGAAUACAGAGUUCCCGAACUGAAUGUCCAGAAUGGUGUGUUAAAAUCUCUUUCUUUCCUGUUUGAAUACAUUGGAGAGAUGGGAAAAGAUUAUAUUUAUGCCGUUACGCCAUUGCUUGAAGACGCUUUAAUGGACAGAGAUCUUGUACACAGACAAACAGCCAGUGCCGUGGUGCAGCACAUGUCUCUUGGUGUUUAUGGGUUUGGCUGUGAAGAUUCUCUUAAUCAUUUGUUAAACUACGUAUGGCCUAAUGUGUUUGAAACUUCUCCGCACGUCAUUCAGGCAGUCAUGGGGGCUCUGGAGGGCCUCAGAGUGGCUAUUGGCCCUUGUCGAAUGUUGCAGUAUUGUUUGCAGGGUUUGUUUCACCCUGCCCGGAAAGUCAGAGAUGUUUAUUGGAAGAUUUAUAAUUCCAUCUACAUUGGCUCACAGGAUGCUCUGAUAGCACACUAUCCGAGAAUCUAUAAUGAUGAAAAGAACACCUAUAUUCGUUAUGAACUUGACUACAUCUUAUAA